Molecule: messenger RNA, 611 nt
Organism: Strongylus vulgaris
Lineage: Eukaryota; Metazoa; Nematoda; Chromadorea; Rhabditida; Strongylidae
Source: the annotation of a GenBank genome assembly
GCUUGCUGCCUCAGUAAAUCUAAUACUAUGCUUUCCAGGCCGCAGAAAAUCUAAAGUCACGUCCAUUGAUCAUUAACGAUUUGGACUUUAGUGCUUUUCAUGCAGAAGAAUUCGAACAAGACCCUCUCGUAAUGGCUCGAUUAGCUCAGAUGGCCCAGGAUAAGGGAAUGCUGCCAAGUGGGAGACCUGGAGUGAAUGGUGGACCUCCUCCUCCACCGCCCCCCGGCGGAAUCCCGCUUCCACCGAGAUUACAAGGUCAGGGUGGAAGCAUACCUCCCCCUCCUCCUUUACCUGGUGGUGUUCCUCCUCCUCCUCCUCCAAACUUCAAAAGAGAAACUAGCCCAGGUCCAUCCACCGGAAAAGGCGUCAUUAAGCUGCAUUGGAAACCGACAUCAGCUGAACCGCCGCCAGUGCCAUCGUUAAAACAGAAAGGAUCGUUUUGGAACAAGUUAGAUCAGCCUCAGAUAGAUGCACACAAACUCGUUCAACUUUUUGAAACAAAACAUAAUAAAGAAGUCACAUUGAAGUUACUAAGAAUGAAAUCAGAAAUCAAUCGAUACGAAGCCAGCAGUGUUGCAAGUGUUGUCCAUGAAGCGUUCUCAAGCUAUUAA